UCGCUGAUAUUGUUUUGUUUUGACACUCAAUUUCAAUUGGAAAUAAUUUGUUCGGUUAAUUGGUUAAUUAAUUCUGAUCCCGCUCCUGCUACCACCUGUAUCUGUUGGCCAGGUGACACCGCUCGCGUCGACGAUGCCCUUAUUCAGAUAGUAAUGGCCCGCAUCACAAGUAUCCUGGACUUGGAGCCCAGUUGCCUGCUCUUCAUUUUCAAGCUUCUGAGCUUGGAGGAUCAACUGCACCUGGCUCGGUGCUGUCGCCUCUUUCGGGACGCCUUCCUCCACCUGCAUCGACACCAUUUCCAACAUGUCAUCGACAGGGACACGAAUCUGCGGACUCUGGAGGACUGGCACACAUUCCUUUGGCUGUGCGGUGCUCGCAUCCGCAGCCUGCAGUCCUACUUCGAUGAUGACCAUCCUCUGCAACUGUUGCCGCUGAUCAGCAGACACUGCUACCGGCUGGAGAGGAUCUCGAUUCAUAAUGCCACGGUGGCCCGAGCACAGCCGUAUCUGCUGCGGAUGAGUUCGUUGAGAAGUGUUCAUGUGCGCAACUACAAAAGCACCAGCAAGGAUCUGGUGAGAGCAAUAAGGAUUCACCUGCCGCAGGUGACCUCACUGAGCCUGGAGAGCUUCGAUCGAAGGGAAUUACAAGAAGUUCGUCACUUUAGCGAGCUUGUCGAGUUGGGUCUGUACGAUGAAGUCACGACUUCAGAGUUCGCUUUAAUAGUAAAAAAUAUGAGAAAUCUGCGUACUCUGCAGCUGGGCAAUGCCAAGCGCUUUCUAGUUUCCAGUAACCUCCGAAUGUUGGCCUCCAAUUGCCGCCAGCUGGAGAAACUGUCCUUCCAAGACUGCGAUGCCGAUCUUCUAGUCCUGCCGCAAUUCUCGAACCUCAGGUACCUGCAAAUAUACUGCCCGGAGGAACUAAAGACGCGCUUUUUCAAAGCCUUGGCCAGGAGUCAGUGCUCCACCCAGCUGGAGUAUCUUAUACUUCAUCGCAAGCGCUGGAUCAGCGAGGAGCAGGCCCAACACAUCAGUGCCUUAAGGUCGCUCAGGUGGCUUGUUUGCAAGCCACGGGAUGACCUGUGUGUUCGUCACUUGGCCGAGCUCCGGCACCUGGAAUGCCUUUCCGUACAGGCAGCCAGGGAAAUAGGUGAGUUUCAGUUGUCGCUGCUGGUGGCCAACAAUGAGCAGCUGCGGUAUCUGAACAUAUGCUACUGCCUGGGCAUCACAGACGCCUUUAUCCUGGACACGCUUGGGAGUCUGGGCAGGCGGGCAGUCCACCAGCCAAUGGAGUUGUUUGCCGCAGCCACCGACAUCAGGCACGAUAUUAUGGAGAGGCUGCCAUCAGAGUAUCCUCGGAAAAUGCUUUGUCUGAACUUUGAGUGCAGCGAGGGAAUGACCAGCGGCGAUCACUUUUAUGCUGACGAACCGGAAUUCGAUCGCCAAGCUGUAUGAGCCUUGCUUGUUCGUUUGUUUAACAACGAAUGUGACUCUUUUUCAUCAUUACCAAAAAAAUCCAACUAUUGUAAUACUUCUUUAUAUUCAGCUUUAUUCGUUAUUAAUAUCACUCUGAGUGAUGUAUGUUUUUUGUUAUUGCACAACGAUUGUAUUCACCUUGAGUAUUUAAUUAAGUCUUUUAUUCAUAUUUAAUAUACAUAAAUGUAUGUAUUAAAUUCUCUUUAAAAUCAA
Molecule: messenger RNA, 1686 nt
Organism: Drosophila kikkawai
Lineage: Eukaryota; Metazoa; Arthropoda; Insecta; Diptera; Drosophilidae
Product: F-box/LRR-repeat protein 14
Molecular function (GO): protein binding
Source: RefSeq, a predicted model, not a curated record